CAUUAUAUGAAAUUUUUUUAUUUACUAAAACUCUAUUCCAUAAAUUAUACAUACUAUAUAUACUUGGGUAAUGCAAUCUUUUAGAACACAAACAUUCGCUUUAAUAGAUUUAGUACACAAAAAGGGUAAUGAACAUGAGUUGAAUAACAACGUUGAAGUCGAUAAGGAAAUAAAGCAUCUGCCAAUGAAUGUAAACAAAAACUCAAUCAUUAAUCCUUACACAGAUGAUAAAUUAAAUGAAGAUUUUUCAAGAUUUUUUAACUAUAUAAUUGAGCCCAUCAAAAAGAUCAAUAAAAGAUAUACAAUGGCGUUUUUAACUAGUAUUGGAUUUAUGAUAUCUUUCGGUAUACGCUGCAAUUUUGGAGUAGCUAUCGUCCAAAUGGUUAACAAUUCUACUAAUCCUAAAGAUCGUAAAGAAAUAAAAGUUGCCGAAUUUGACUGGACUCCCGAAAUAAUUGGUCUUAUAGAUAGUUCUUUCUUUUGGGGUUAUUUAAUUACUCAGAUACCAGGGGGAAUGUUAGUACAAUAUUUUCCAGCGAACAGAAUGUUUGGGUUAGCCAUAGCAAUUUCUGCAAUAUUAAAUAGUUUAAUACCAAUAUCCGCUAAAAUACACUAUGGACUUGUGGUUAUCUUAAGAUGCUUACAGGGAUUAGUCGAAGGAGUGACAUAUCCAUCGUGUCACGGAAUAUGGCGAUAUUGGGCUCCCACAAUGGAAAGGAGUAAAUUAGCAACCAUUUCAUUUUCUGGGUCAUAUGCAGGAGCUGUUAUAGGCAUGCCACUAUCAGCUUUUUUAACUGAUUAUCUAGGAUGGCAAGCAUGCUUCUAUUUUUAUGGUGUCAUGGGAGUAUUAUGGUUUGUUUUUUGGUGGUAUAAUUCUUAUGAAAAACCGGCAGAUAACCCUUACAUAACAUACGAAGAAAAAAUUUAUAUUGAAAGCAACAUUGAAAAGAUAGAUUCGAGAAAAUCGUUCAAAUUUCCGAUAAAGGCUAUAUUUACAUCUCUACCUGUUUGGGCAAUAAUUGUAGCCAAUUUCUGUCGAAGUUGGACAUUUUAUUUGCUUCUACUGAGUCAACCUAGUUAUUUUCGCCAAGUAUUCCGCUUUGAUAUAUCUAAAGGUGGGCUAUUGGCUGCCUUACCUCAUUUAGUAAUGACAAUCAUAGUUCCAUUUGGAGGACAACUUGCUGAUUAUUUACGCCAGAAUUAUUUUUCAACUACAGUGGUGAGGAAAUUGUUUAAUUGUGGGGGUUUUGGAAUGGAAGCCGUAUUUUUGUUGGUCAUCGGCUACACCAAUAAUACAAGGAGUGCAAUAACUGCUCUAACAUUAGCAGUCGGUUUUAGCGGCUUUGCCAUAUCUGGUUUUAAUGUAAAUCAUUUGGAUAUAGCUCCUAAAUAUGCAAGCAUAUUAAUGGGAAUAUCUAAUGGAAUUGGGACUUUAGCAGGAAUGAUAUGUCCUAUUGUGGUUGAAAAGAUUACCAAACAUGAAACAUCUGAAGAAUGGAAGAAAGUUUUUUUAAUAGCCAGCAUAAUACACUUUUUCGGUGUUGUUUUCUACGGUAUAUAUGCAUCAGGCGUCAAACAACCAUGGGCGGAUGCUCUUUAUUUAGAUGAUAUAGAUAAUACUAGGUAUGGGUUUGAAAAAUUUAAAGCAUUGUUGUCAUAUCGUGACAAGGAUACAAAUAUGUCUAUUAAACAUCAAAAUAAUUCAGAACUCAAAAUAAAUGGAAAAUUAAAUAUAACUCAAAGGAAAGAUUUUGAAGAUCGCAAAAGUCACAUUCCAUUUAAUGAUGAAAAUAAUAUUAAUUUCGUGAUAAAAAAAAGUAACUUUAAUGAUAAUCAAACGAUAAAUGGAGAACAAUUUGGACAGAAAAUUAAUAGAUAUAAGAUAGCUAAAAAUGAUUUUUAUCAAUGCUAA
Molecule: messenger RNA, 1912 nt
Organism: Gordionus sp. m RMFG-2023
Lineage: Eukaryota; Metazoa; Nematomorpha; Gordioida; Chordodea; Parachordodidae
Product: vesicular glutamate transporter 1-like
Exons: 13
Coding region: 71-1912 (613 amino acids)
Biological process (GO): regulation of synapse structure or activity; synaptic transmission, glutamatergic; transmembrane transport
Cellular component (GO): excitatory synapse; synaptic vesicle membrane
Molecular function (GO): L-glutamate transmembrane transporter activity; neurotransmitter transmembrane transporter activity
Source: RefSeq, a predicted model, not a curated record